Trichoderma reesei QM6a is the source of this 1421-nucleotide messenger RNA. RefSeq lists its product as uncharacterized. The coding region runs from base 242 to 1180 and encodes 312 amino acids. Lineage: Eukaryota; Fungi; Ascomycota; Sordariomycetes; Hypocreales; Hypocreaceae. Gene Ontology annotation, cellular component: peroxisomal membrane. Gene Ontology annotation, molecular function: AMP transmembrane transporter activity; coenzyme A transmembrane transporter activity; ATP transmembrane transporter activity. The record is from RefSeq and is a predicted model, not a curated record. The transcript has 3 exons.
GCUGCAAUCGCAUCAGAUGAAUAAUCCUACUAGCUGAACCUCCAACGUACAUAGCUUAUGCUAUCCUCGCCGAUAUAUCAUUGAGCUCUAGCAGCUUUAUCAUCACUCCAGUCCAAGGUAGUCUUUCAAAUCGUCGCGCGCCUUGUCAUCCCGGCACAGGAAAGGGCCUUCUUCUCACUUCACAACAACCGACCGCCAAGUUUCCAACCUUGACUCCCUCGCUCGACAAACUUCAACGCCAAUGUCUGCCAAAUCGCCUCUUCCGCAAAACGACAAUGUCGCCCACGCCUUGGCCGGCGCCGGCGGCGGCAUUCUCUCCAUGGUCCUGACCUACCCUCUCAUCACCCUCUCGACCAGAGCCCAGGUCGAGUCCAAAAAGGCCGAGAGCAACUUCACCGAGGCCAUCCAGAAGAUCAUCGCGCGCGAGGGCGUCUCGGGCCUGUACUCGGGCAUCAACUCGGCCCUGUUCGGCAUCAGCGUCACCAACUUCAUCUACUACUACUGGUACGAGUGGACGCGGGCCUUUUUCGAAAAGGCCGCCACCCGCGCCGGCCGCGCCAGCAAGAAGCUCACCACCGUCGAGGCCAUGAUCGCCGGCGCCAUCGCCGGCUCGGCCACCGUCAUCAUCACGAACCCCAUCUGGGUCGUCAACACGCGCGUCACCACGCGCCGCCAGGAGCCCGACCUCGAGGCCGCCGGAGCCGACGGGAGGCGCGGCAGCAAAGGGCCGACCACGCUGGGGACGCUCAUGUCCCUGCUGAAGAAGGAGGGGCCGCGGGCCUUGUUUGCUGGAGUCGUUCCGGCGCUGGUCUUGGUCAUCAACCCCAUUCUCCAGUAUACGCUCUUUGAGCAGAUGAAGAAUGCCGUGGAGAGGAAGAGGAAGAUGACGCCCACCAUCGCGUUCCUUCUGGGGGCCCUGGGCAAGCUGUUUGCUACUACCGUGACGUAUCCCUACAUCACCGUCAAGAGCCAGAUGCACGUCGCGGCCCAUAAGGAGAAGAAGGAGGGCAUGUCCCAGGCCUUGAGGCGCGUUAUCAAGGAUGAGGGCUAUGCCGGUCUAUACAAGGGCAUUGGCCCCAAGGUCACCCAGAGCGUCCUCACCGCUGCCUUCCUCUUCGCCUUCAAGGAUGUUCUUUAUGAACAGACUGUGAGGCUCAGGAUGGCUCGCAAGAAGGCGUAAAUCUAAUCGUACCGCGCCAGUGGUCUUUCUGUUACCACUACACUGUAAUUCAGUUUCUUCCGCGACAGUUUGGAUCGAAGGUUCGAACGUUGUUUAGGGGACCCAUAGAUAGGGGCCUUUUGACCUUUCUUUUACUCCUAGGCUGUACCAUUAGUGUACCAUCACCACACCCAAGAUGAUAUUUCUGUAAGGACGGAAGGUGAUAUUUCUGUAAGGACGGGGGGCGAUAUUUCCGGGAAGA